AUGUAUAGACGGCGCAAGAAUUUAGUUACAAAUGGGCCUAUGCACAGUGGCAGAGAGACCAUAUAUCGCAAUGGAUCCCUGCUGCUCAAAAAGGUCUCCCGUAAUGACACAGGGUUCUAUACCCUACAAACGUAUAAUAGACAUGCAGAAAUCCUAUCAACAACUGCCGUGUAUCUCCAUGUGCAUGCCUCCCUUUCUCUGUGCUGCAACCCUCUCAGUCCUCCACAGCUCACGAUCCGACCUGUGCCUCAGUAUGCUGCUGUAGGGGAAGUUGUUCUUCUCCUAGUUCAUAAUCUUCCAGAAGAUUCGCAGAGCUUUUCCUGGUAUAAAUCAAGGCAUAAGGCCCCGGUCCUUAAAAUUGUAGACUACAGUAGAGCCAAGAAUUCCGUCUCCUGGGGACCUGAAUACAGACAAAGAGGGAUGGUAUAUUUUAAUGGAUCCCUGAUGCUUCAGGAUGCCACUGAGAAAGAUGCAGGAAGGUACACAUUAGAAGUUUUAAACAAGGAUUUCAAAAUUAAAAAAGCAUCUGUGGAAUUUUAUGUAAAGACCUUCCUUUUAACCUGUUGGCACCUGCCCACUACUGCCCAAGUCACCAUUGAAUUAGUGCCGCCCCAAGUGGUUGAAGGAGAAAAUGUUCUUCUACGUGUUCAUAAUCUACCAGAGAAUCUUCUAGCCUUUGUCUGGCACAAAGGGGUGAGGAAUAUGAGCCUUGGAAUUGCACUAUAUUCACUGGCCAAGGAUUUAAGUGUGUCAGGGCCCAUACACAGCGGUAGAGAGACAGUGUACAGCAAUGGAUCCCUGAAGAUCUACAAUGUCACCCAGAAGGACACAGGACUCUACACCUUACGAACCAUAAAUGGACAAGUAGGAGUUGGAUCAAUAACAACCACGUACCUUCACGUGUACACCUCCCUUUUGAACUGUGGGCGCCCUCCCACCUCUGCUCAGCCCACUAUUGAAUCAGUGCCACCCAGAGUGGCAGAAGGGUCAAGCAUUCUUCUACUCGUCCACAAUCUCCCGGAGAAUCUUCUAGCCCUUUUCUGGUACAGAGGAAUUAUUGUAUUCAAGAACUUUGAGAUUGCCCGACAUGUAACAGCUAGAAAUUUAAGUAUCCUGGGCCCUGGACACAGUGGUAGAGAGACGGUGUACAAUAAUGGAUCUCUGCUGCUCCAGAAUGUCACCUGGAAAGAUGCUGGAUUGUACACCCUACGAACUCUGAGUACAGAUAUGAAAGUUGAAUUAUUACAUGUGCAAGUCCAGGUGGACAACUCCCGUUUGACCUAUGAGUGUCCUCCUCCCUCUGUGCAGACCACUGUUGAAUCAGUGCCGCCCAUCAUUGCAGAAGGGUCAAAUGUUCUUCUAGUUGUUCACAAUCUCCCAAAGAAUCUACGAGUCCUUUUCUGGUACAAAGGGGUGAUUGGGUCCAACAACCUUGAGGUUGCCCGCCAUAUAAUAGCCACGAAUUCAAGUGUGUUGGGCCCUGCAUACAGUGGUAGAGAGACUGUGUACAACAAUGGAUCCUUGCUGCUCCAGAACGUCACCUUGAAAGACUCCAGAUUUUACACUCUACAGAUGCUGAGUACAGAUUUGAAAAUUGGAUUGGUGCAUGUGCAACUCCUGGUGGACACCUCCCAUUCUACAUGCUGUAAGCUUCUCAUAAUUGAACCAGUGCCACGAAAUGUUGCUGAAGGAGAAAGUGUUCUAUUCCUUGUUCACAAUCUGCCAGAAGAUGUGAGAACCUUUUCUUGGUACAAGGGAGUGUUUAGCAUCCAGGUCUUUAAAAUGGUAGAAUACAACAGAGCCAUGAAUUCCAUCACCUGGGGACCUGCCCACAAUAGAAGAGCAAUGGUAUACAGCAAUGGAUCCCUGCUGCUUCAGGAUGCCACUGAGGAAGAUGCAGGGUUGUACACACUAGAAACUAUAAAUAGAGAUUUGAAAAUUGAAAUGACACACGUGCAAGUCCAUGUGAAAACCUGCCGGCACCCUCCAACCAUCACCAAGUUCACCAUUGAAUCAGUCCCGUCCAGUGUUGUUGAAGGGGAAAAUGCUCUCCUACUUGUUCACAAUAUCCCAGGGAACCUUCGAGCCUUUUCCUGGUACAAAGGGGUAGCCACCGUCAACAGCCAUGAGAUUGUAUGGUACAUAGUAUCCACUAGUAGAAGUUUGCUGGGGCCUGCACACAGUGGUAGAGAGACUGUGUACCCCAAUGGAUCCCUACUGCUCCACAAUGUCACCCAGAAGGACACUGGAUUCUACACCUUACGAACCUUAAAUACACAGCUUGAAACUCAAGAAAGACAUGGGCACAUCCACAUAUACAAGCCUGUGACACAGCCCUUCAUGCAAGUCACUGACCCCACAGUCACAGUAGGGAGCUCUGUGGUCUUCACUUGUGUCUCAGCUGACAAUGGAAUCUCCAUCCGUUGGCUCUUCAAUAACCGGAGUCUGAAGUUCACAGAGAGGAUGACUCUGUCCCCAACAAAGUGCCGACUCAGAAUAGAUCCUGUCAGGAGGGAGGAUGCUGGGAAGUAUAAGUGUGAGAUCUCCAACCCAGUCAGUUCAAAGACCAGUCUCCCAGUCUGGCUGGCUGUGCGUAAUGAGUGACUGCUCCUCUCAUCCUUCAGCAGAGCAGGGACAUUUUUUUUAUUGAUGGGAUAG
Messenger RNA from Myodes glareolus (Bank vole), 2658 nucleotides. The record is from RefSeq and is a predicted model, not a curated record. NCBI's taxonomy places the organism in Eukaryota, Metazoa, Chordata, Mammalia, Rodentia, Cricetidae.